Molecule: messenger RNA, 411 nt
Organism: Macadamia integrifolia
Lineage: Eukaryota; Viridiplantae; Streptophyta; Magnoliopsida; Proteales; Proteaceae
Product: 40S ribosomal protein S26-3-like
Biological process (GO): translation
Cellular component (GO): cytosolic small ribosomal subunit; ribosome
Molecular function (GO): structural constituent of ribosome; mRNA binding
Source: RefSeq, a predicted model, not a curated record
AUGACGUUCAAGAGGAGAAACGGGGGACAAAACAAGCAUGGCAGGGGCCACGUCAAAUUCAUUCGCUGCUCCAACUGCGGCAAAUGCUGCCCCAAGGAUAAGGAGCAACGAUUCCUUGUCUAGAACAUCGUAGAAAAGGCUGCGGUUCUUGAUGUUCAGGAAGCUAGCGUUUACGAUGCCUACAAGCUCCCGAAGCUGUAUGCUAAGAUGCAAUACUGUGUCUCCUGCGCUAUCCACUCUCAUGUGGUUCGUGUGAGGUCCCGCACUGAUGGCCGCAAGCGUGAGCAUCCUCAGCAUUUCAGACGCAGGGAUGAUAUGGGAAAGCCGGGACAGGGUCGACGCCCACCUGGUGCUGCAAAUCCUGUCCGCCCAUGAUGAGUUUUUGUUCUUUAGUUUCUGGAUUUUUUAAUU